AUGGCCGUCGUGGCGGCACUGCUGCUCUCCAUGUCUACGGCGGCGACAGGGCGGGUGCCGGUGGCCCUGGCGCCCGACUGCAAGACCACAUGCGGCAAAGUUACGGUCCCGUACCCGUUCGGCAUGGGACCACGGCAUUGCUACAGGCAGCCAGGCUUCAAGCUCAUCUGCGACUACGCGAGCAAGCCCCCGAGGCCGUACCUUGACAUCGACGGCGGCCGCGAGUUCGAGGUCACCGACAUCUUCCUGGAGAACAGCACGAUGCGCGUGGUGAGCAGCCACGGCCUCAACAUGAGCGGCACUGGACGCGGCCGGUGGAGCCUCGGCAGCCGCAGCGCUGCAAGCGCAGAUGGCGCCGGCGCGACGCCGCUGCCUUACGUGCUGCUGAGGGGCUACAACGAGCUAAUCAUCACGGGGUGCAACGUCCUGGCGACGCUGGUCGGGAACGGCCGCAUAGUGAGCGGUUGCGCCUCCUUCUGCUCCUCCACCGACGACCACGGCAGCGGGGUCACCGGCUCCUUCAAUCCCGACGGCAACAUCUGCUCCAACAUCGGCUGCUGCCAGUCCGAGAUCCCCGUCGACUACGCGUCGUACGAUGUGCGCCUUAGGCGACUCGAUCUCGACGACGACGGCACCUUACCGAAGAACAAGAAGAAGAACAGUACUACGGCGGGCAGCCAGUUGCCCGUGAACGUGAUCAUCGCCGCGACGGACUGGCUGACGCAGGACAUGGCCAUGUUUCUGAACGACCCAGAGUAUAACCCGCCGCCCAAGACUGGGAUCGGGCGUGUGCCCGUGAUUCUCCGGUGGGCGGUGCCGCACGGGUCGGCGGUCUCCGAUUUCGAUACACGGGAGUGCCCCCGUGACGCUGCCAGGAGCAUCUGUAAGAGUAUCAACAGCCAGUGCAGAGACGAUGCGUCUGCUACCUUCAGAGGCUAUUCGUGCAAGUGCAAGGAGGGCUACCAGGGCAACGCUUACCUCACCGACGGAUGCCAAGAUAUAGAUGAGUGCAAGAACAAAGAAGAGUAUGGUUGUUUUGGCGAGUGUGGUAAUAAGAUUGGAUCAUUCGAUUGCUGGUGCCCACCAGGGUACCAUGGAAAUGCGACUCGACACAAUGGUUGCAUCAAAUCCGUUAUUAAAAACAAGAAUACAGGUCUCAGCGUCACUAUAGGAGUUUCUUGUGGGGCCGGUCUGGUACUUUCAGUUCUUACCGCAUUUUUCGUUUGCAAAAAACUGAAAAGUCGGCGGGCAAAAAUGUUAAAGAGGAAGUUCUUCGAGCAAAAUCAUGGACAAUUGUUGGAACAGUUGGUGUCUCAAAAGGCUGGCAUUGCAGAAAGAAUGAUUAUAACAUUGGAUGAGCUAAAGAAGGCCACACGCAAUUUUGAUGAAGAUCUUGUGGUUGGUGGUGGAGGACAUGGUACUGUUUACAUGGGGAUUCUAUCAAACCAACAUAUUGUGGCCAUCAAGAAACCAAAGAAGCUUGUUCAAAAGGAGAUCGAUGAGUUUAUAAACGAGGUAGCUAUCCUAUCACAAAUAAACCAUAGAAAUGUGGUGAAACUCUACGGUUGUUGCCUCGAGACUGAGGUCCCCAUGUUAAUUUAUGAAUUCAUAUCAAAUGGUACCGAGAACGAUCAUCUUCAUGUAGAAGGACCAAAAUCACUUUCAUGGAGCGACAGGUUGAGGAUAGCCAUUGAAACAUCUAAAUCUAUUGCCUAUCUUCACUCAACUGCUUCCAUACCUAUCAUCCAUAGGGAUAUCAAGUCUGCUAAUAUACUCUUGGAUGAUAGUCUAACAGCAAAGGUAGCAGACUUUGGAGCUUCAAGGUGCAUUCCAAUAGAAAAAUCCGGGAUAACAACAAAGGUUCAAGGUACAAGAGGAUACUGGGACCCUGCGUGCUUUUACACAGGACGGCUCACCGAGAAAAGUGAUGUCUUCAGCUUUGGGGUUGUCCUUGUGGAACUGCUAACCAGGAAAAAACCAUUUGAAUAUUUGUCUUCGGAUGAUGAGGCUCUAAUUGUACGGUUUGCCAGAUUAUUUGCAGAAGGAAACUUGGUGGAGAUAUUAGAUCCACAAAUUGUGGAGGAAGGAGGCCAUGAAGUAGAAGAAGUGCCAAAUAUUGCUGUAGCAUGCAUAAAAUUAACACCAGAGAGUCGUCCGACCAUGAGACAGGUUGAGUUGACACUAGAAGGCAUCCGUGUAAUUCAGGAGGGUACUUUGGAUAAUGUGGUGUCCAACAAUGUUUACACAACUGACAUUGGGAUAUAUGAUUUGUCUGCUAUAGAUAGAAGACGCAGCGAGGGAUCGACCAGAUGUUACAGUAUGGAAGUAGAGAUUGCAUUUUCCGCAAGGUGUGAGGUGGACGCGCUCUGCCGCAAGCCAAAGGCGAGCGAAGUCCGGCAGGAGCUCGGAAGAAACUCUGCCGCGAAGACCAUCGCCGAGAGCGACUGUCGUAGCCGCGGCGAAGAUCUCACGCUCGGCUGUGGAGCACGGCACCGGCAUGCCGACCCAGGGUCUGUCUGGAGCGACGCGCUCACGCCAAAGCCACUUAAGGCGGAGGGCAGCUCCGAAGUGGUCGAGGUCAACAAUCUCGAGGCCGCCAAGGUCGCGAGGCCGACAGAUACGCCUCCAUAUAGUUAA
Messenger RNA from Lolium rigidum, 2637 nucleotides. Its product is annotated as wall-associated receptor kinase 3-like. Gene Ontology annotation, cellular component: plasma membrane. Gene Ontology annotation, biological process: cell surface receptor signaling pathway; protein phosphorylation. The transcript has 7 exons. Gene Ontology annotation, molecular function: polysaccharide binding; protein serine/threonine kinase activity; ATP binding. The record is from RefSeq and is a predicted model, not a curated record. The coding region runs from base 1 to 2637 and encodes 878 amino acids. NCBI's taxonomy places the organism in Eukaryota, Viridiplantae, Streptophyta, Magnoliopsida, Poales, Poaceae.